This is a messenger RNA of Trifolium pratense (red clover), 1987 nucleotides long. RefSeq lists its product as uncharacterized. The record is from RefSeq and is a predicted model, not a curated record. The transcript is spliced from 5 exons. Bases 634 to 1710 code for a protein of 358 amino acids. Lineage: Eukaryota; Viridiplantae; Streptophyta; Magnoliopsida; Fabales; Fabaceae.
UACCGACAAGAAACUGUUGCAAACAGUCAAGACACUACACAUUUUCAACUUCUUAUUUUCUGUUGUGGUUCAUUUUCUUCUUAUCACUACACAAUUUUUGUUCAAAUUUCAAGUUUGCAAGUUAUCAUGUGUGCUACAGCUGUAUCACCUCAACUUCACUAAUUGACUGUAUUGAAAUCCUAGAAGUACUAUAGGUAGACGGCAUCAACAUAAUUUUAAACGUUGCGGUACAACAAACUAAAAAAAAAAGGCUAAAUUAUAUUUUUGACCCUCUAAUUUUCACAAACUAAUAAUUGUGGAUGCCGAAGGAAUUGACUCGAUUCAGGUGUUUGUUUGUUGAAUGCUUUCAUUCUUCUGUCGUAGUCGUUGUUUGUUUUGCUUGCCCACGACUUGUUUGAAUAAUUGACUGACCCAAAAUGAAGAAGCAAAUUUGAUUUUUAAGGAAAAAUGAGAAAAGAUAGAUAGCCGCCAUGGUCUCUGUAUGUUGUUGUUCAUCACCUCUACUUAUAGACCUGUCUCUGUUCUUACCAUCUCACAAACCUUUCAACUCUGUCUAGGCUAUUAUUCCUUUCUACUGUGUUUCUCUUCACUUGAAACACAAAUAUUUCUGAAGCAUUAGCUCGUUCUCAUACCAUGAGGGCCAACAAAUCAACUUCUUUUCACCUUCCUGCAGGAAUAGUUAAAACAACACUGGCAGUGUUGGUUGUUGGAUUUCUAGCAUGGGCUUAUCAAGUUUCUCAACCUCCUCCUCCCAAGAUAUGUGGCUCUCCUAAUGGACCACCUAUAACGGCGCCAAGAAUCAAACUAAGAGAUGGAAGACAUUUGGCAUACAAAGAGCACGGUGUUCCAAAAGACGACUCAAAGUAUAAAAUCAUCUUUGUCCACGGUUUCACCAGUUGUAGACAUGACGCUGUGGUUGCCGACACCCUAUCACCUGAUAUUGUGAAGGAAUUGGGGAUCUACGUUGUAUCUUUCGACAGACCUGGUUAUGGAGAAAGUGAUCCUGAUCCAAAUCGUACUUUAAAGAGCAUUGCUUUGGAUAUCGAGGAGCUUGCUGAUCAAUUGGGAUUGGGAUCCAAAUUCUACGUGGUUGGUUAUUCCAUGGGUGGGCAAAUUACUUGGAACUGCCUUAAGUAUAUACCUCACAGGCUGGCAGGUAUAGCGCUCUUAGCCCCAGUCGUCAACUACUGGUGGCCUGGUUUUCCUGCAAACAUAACUGCAGAAGCCUAUUCCCAAAUGAAAUUAGAAGACCAAUGGGCACUUCGUGUUGCUCACUACACGCCAUGGCUAACGUACUGGUGGAACACUCAAAGAUGGUUCCCGAUUUGUAGCGCAAUUUCUCGUAGUCUACAUAACUUUUUGAAACAAGACAAAGAGCUUUUAACUAAGUUGUUGGAUAAUAAAGAUAAUUAUGUGGCGCAAGUAAGACAGCAAGGGGAAUAUGAAUCUGUCCACCGCGACUUAAAUAUUGCAUAUGGAAGCUGGGAAUAUACUCCAUUGGAUCUUCAAAAUCCAUUUCCAAACAAUGAAGGUUCUGUUCAUCUUUGGCAAGGAGAUGAUGAUUUAUUUGUUAAUGUUGCACAACAACGAUUCAUCGCACAAAACCUUCCAUGGAUUCACUAUCACGAACUUACAGGUUCGGGUCACCUCUUUCCUCACGCCGAUGGCAUGAGUGAGACUAUCAUUAAGUCUCUUUUAGGUGUGAAGUAGGCUUCUGUAGUCACCGGCUAUCUCGGGUCAGCUUCAGCAUUUAUUAUCUAGAAUUCGGAAAAUUCAAACUGAAGAUCACACACAAUACAUAUGAUAAACUUCGAGCAACUUCGUCUGUAAGAUGAAUCUAGUUAAUUCUUGAUAAUUAAAUAAGUUCUUGUCUUUUAAAAUUUAACAUAAGCUGGCAUGUUUUGUUAUAAAUAAGAUGUAUUUGGAGAUAGCAACUACAUGAAUGCAUUUGGUGGAGUAUAAUUUGUCUAAAUAGGGUUUGCUUUCA